Closterium sp. NIES-65 is the source of this 1272-nucleotide messenger RNA. NCBI's taxonomy places the organism in Eukaryota, Viridiplantae, Streptophyta, Zygnematophyceae, Desmidiales, Closteriaceae. The record is from the annotation of a GenBank genome assembly.
AUGCCCGGGUCGGGCUGGAAACACCGCGUACCACUCACGAAGCUGCUGAGGCGGAGGGAUGUCCCGCGAGCGCUGCUGCUGCUGCCGCUGCGAGCGCUGGCCACCACCACCGCCGCUACGCUGCUGGGUACCACCCCGACCAGCUCCACCUCCUCCACCACCACCGCCUCCUCCGCUGCCGCCUCCACCGCCUCCACCUCCGCCGCCUCCACCUCCGCCGCUGCCUCCACCACCACCGCUGGCACCACCACCACCGUCUCCGCCGCUGCUGCCACCACCACCACCACCCCCGCCACUAGUCCCGCCGCCACCCCCACUCCCUCCGCCGCCACCGCCGCCACCGCCACCGCCCCCUCCAGCUCCACCCGCGCCCUUGCCCCCCUUGCCCUUGCUGGAGCGACGUCUCCCACUAGGGGCAGACGCCGCGCCGACCGACUCAAGACCAAGCAGGUCGGCAGCAGCAGCAGAGGCAACAAAGGGCAGCAAGGGGGAAGGAGAGCACCCCUCAAAGAUGGGGGUGCGAGGGUCACCACGAGAAGCACCUACAGCGACUAUGCUCUUCUCCGCUGCAAGGAGGGCCUUCUCGAGGAGGUCGACGGUGAGGGUGGUGGGACAGACUGCGAGAAAGUGGUCCCUGACGACGCGAAGGGAGUCAGGGAGGCGCGCGACUACGUAGUAGAGAGCGAUGUACAUGGGGGGUGGGUUCUUAGCGCAGAACUCAGCAGGAAGGGCGGCGCGGUAGCGAGUGUCACUAGUGCGGAGGUGCGUAAUGAGCAAGACGUGCAGCAGCAUCGCGGGUGGCCCACUGAGAGCGGACAGUGGGAUCAGCAUCAGCAGCAAGAGCAGGAGAGGCGCCAGAGGCAGGGCAGGUCGUGCAGCUCUGCAGAAAGGCGGCUCGGCGACCGGGCGGCUCGGGUGCACAGCGGCUCGGCUCCCGGGCGGCUCGGCGGCUGGGCGGCUCGGGCGCAGAGCGGCUCGGCUCCCGGGCGGCUCGGCGGCAGGGCGGCUUGGGUGCAGGGCGGCUCGGCUCCCGGGCGGCUCGGCGGCAGGGCGGCUCGGGUGCAGGGCGGCUCGGGUCCCGGGCGGCUCGGCGUUGGGCGGCUCGGCUCCCGGGCGGUUCGGCUGCACUGCUGCCCGACUGCUACAGGUGUGGCGGCGGGUCCGCGUGAGAGAGCCGGGGCGGGGACGCGUGAGGGCCGGCGGCUGGGCCGCGUGAGAGCCGGGGCGGGGCCGCUUCAGAGCCGGCGGCGGGGCCGCAAGAGAGCCGGGUAG